Molecule: messenger RNA, 514 nt
Organism: Fusarium graminearum PH-1
Lineage: Eukaryota; Fungi; Ascomycota; Sordariomycetes; Hypocreales; Nectriaceae
Exons: 3
Coding region: 66-251 (61 amino acids)
Source: RefSeq, a predicted model, not a curated record
ACGCUUUUCUCGACUCGCUAGACCUCUCCUACUCCCUACGCGAACCCGAUACCAACUUCAUCACAAUGGCCCCCAAGCGCAUCUCCGUCGAGCCUCGAUCUCGCCGUGCUCCCAAGGGUUUUGUCGGCUCCACCUAUGACGCUCUUACCUCUCCCGAGAACGCCGCUGUCGUCCGCAGCAUCGCUCUCUUUGGUGCUGUCGUGACAUUCCUGUCCAGCUCUUGGGGCGAGAUCCUUCUGCCUCCCCAGUAAAUGACGCCGUAACGAUAUGCGACCAAAGAAUCUGCGUGGGAAUGGAAAAAAUCAGUUUAGGAGCUAGGGAUGCGCCAUCAUCCGUCUCCCAUCUGUGCAUUAUAUAAUCGAAUCACUUGUACAUUAGUUGGAGUCAGUGUACGUUUUAGACAGGAAGGGAUUUCAAGGCUAGCCUGUGCCUGUCCAAGGGCAUUAUGAUACGGGCUGCAUAGAAAUCGACAUGAUCAAUACCUACGGGUUGGAUAUGUUACCACGCCUCUAUC